CCAAAAACCACAAACUCAUAAGCAUUUCAAUACAUCUCAACUCAUUCCUUUAGCAAAAAAAUAUUAUUGUUUUCAAAUUCAAAUAGUAGAAACUAAGAAAAUGGCAGCAAUGUUGAAGUUGGCAUGUGUUGUUCUAGCUUGUAUGGUUGCGGUUGCACCAUAUGCAGCCGAAGGAGCAAUCUCAUGUGGUAUGGUGACUUCGAAGAUGGCACCAUGCCUUGGCUACUUGACGGGAGGAAGUCUCCCAGCUACAUGUUGUGCAGGAGUCAAGUCUCUGCUUGCAUCUGCCCAGACCACCCCUGACCGUCAAGCUGCUUGCAGUUGCUUGAAGAGUGCCUCUGGUGGUAUUGCCGGGCUUAACUAUGGUAAUGCUGCCUCACUCCCAAACAAAUGUGGUGUUAACAUCCCGUACAAGAUCAGCCCCUCUACUGACUGCACCAAGGUUCAGUAAAUACCAAAACCAUACCAUGAGAGGAUGCAUUUAGCCAGAAUCAAUGAGCUACUGAUGUAUGAUGAAGAAUAAAAUGGAUGUUUAGUUUGCCGAUCUUUAUUAACUAUCAUUCGCCGCUUAGUGCCUAGUAUUGUACGCUAUUAUGUGAUGUUGUUGUUGUUGUUGUUGCCGUGGUCGUUGUUGGGUUUUAAUAUCAUCAAAUCAGAGCAGAUAUUUCCUGGUAAUUAAUGUAAUCCUCCAACGUUUAACUAAAGAAAAUGAAUAUUUACAUGAUA
Messenger RNA from Papaver somniferum (opium poppy), 726 nucleotides. RefSeq names its product non-specific lipid-transfer protein-like. The coding region runs from base 101 to 451 and encodes 116 amino acids. Gene Ontology annotation, biological process: lipid transport. Gene Ontology annotation, cellular component: membrane. Gene Ontology annotation, molecular function: lipid binding. The record is from RefSeq and is a predicted model, not a curated record. NCBI's taxonomy places the organism in Eukaryota, Viridiplantae, Streptophyta, Magnoliopsida, Ranunculales, Papaveraceae. The transcript is spliced from 2 exons.